Messenger RNA from Carassius carassius (crucian carp), 6427 nucleotides. Its product is annotated as dorsal-ventral patterning tolloid-like protein 1. Gene Ontology annotation, molecular function: calcium ion binding; metalloendopeptidase activity; zinc ion binding. The coding region runs from base 862 to 3930 and encodes 1022 amino acids. The transcript is spliced from 22 exons. NCBI's taxonomy places the organism in Eukaryota, Metazoa, Chordata, Actinopteri, Cypriniformes, Cyprinidae. The record is from RefSeq and is a predicted model, not a curated record. Gene Ontology annotation, biological process: proteolysis.
CGGUGUUAAACUACUGCGCGUCUAUUCUUUGUGUUUUUAAAGUGUUGUGCGAUCAAGGCUCGGUCUCCUCGCGUUUACUUGGACGCUCCACUAUGUUCUGUCAGAUGUGACGGAGAUGCAAACUCUCCUGGGGUUAAUAGGCGUUGAAGGAGAUCGGGCCCCGGGGUUAUGGCCGGUAAAUUGUAUUAGUCCGGACCUGGGAGUGGAUAAACGAGCUCAAAGCUGCCUUUAAGAGUCCUUUCGGCGUUUUGACAGUCCCUUCACUCAAAUGAGAGAAGUUUAUACACUCAGACUGAGAUGUGUUGAAUGGAAACGUAGCCUGAUAUCAGCUGCAGCCAGCGCUUUUCUAGUGUUUCUGGGCUUUCUUGCUUCAGCAGGAUGUAGCUAUUUGGAAAAACCAAAUUAAAACAGCCUCACGCAGCAAAUUACACACUGAGAAACUGCUUUUAGUUCAGAGACGUGUGUGACAGAGAGAGAGAGAGAGAGAGAGAGAGAGAGAGAGAGAGAACAUGUUUGUUAAAUGUUACACCACAGCCGCUUUUACUGUCACCGACUAAUAAAGAGACUUGUAUUUAUAACGUUUUUUAAAUACGAUCUCACCUACAUGGAACUUGCGUUACAUCCUGAAGAUCUGCGUCUUCAGGAGAACUGACUGUGGAAAAGGAAAGCGAGCUGGGAUCAGCCGCAGUUGUUGAGGUUGUCCAGCUGAGAUGCGCGACGCUGACGGUCCUGCCCCGUCUGUCGAAACGGACCAAUGAUGAUAAUGAAGAUGAUGAUGUCCACAAGGCGCGUGUAGCGCUAAAUCACCACCACCGGACUCUUAGGAGACACUCGACUGAUUCGCGCUCAUUCAAACUUCAGAUGGACUACCUUUACUCAGCACUGACCAGUAAAAUGAACUGGAUCACACUCCUGCUGGCCGGCUUGACUUUAUGGGGCAAAGUGUCCGUGCACAGCUGCUUAGAUUACGAUGACAGUUAUGAUUAUUAUGAAGAGGACAAAACAGAAACGAUAGACUACAAGGAUCCCUGCAAAGCUGCUGCAUUUUGGGGAGAUAUUGCCUUGGAUGAAGAAGACUUGAAAAUGUUUCAGAUCGAUGGAACAAUAGAGCUUUUACAGCAGUCCCAUGGGAGAAAGGGACACGCGUCUGGUGGUCUAGGAGAGCAUAAUCCCAGUAAUAAGAGAGGUUCAUUAUAUCUGUUGCUUGAUAGAAUACGACGGUUAGGUUUUGAGUCGGUACCAGUCAACAGCCAAAAAGAUGUGUCAAGCUCCAAGGCUGGAGGGAAGAGUGUAAAGAGCGACAGAGGUGUGAAGUCUCGAGUGCCACGUGCAGCCACAUCCCGAGCUGAGAAGAUCUGGCCCGGAGGAGUCAUCCCUUAUGUCAUAGGAGGCAACUUCACUGGAAGUCAGAGGGCCAUGUUUAAACAAGCAAUGAGACACUGGGAGAAACAGACAUGUGUGACCUUCAUUGAGAAAACUGAUGAGGAGAGCUACAUCGUCUUCACCUACAGACCCUGCGGGUGUUGCUCUUACGUCGGCCGUCGUGGCAAUGGUCCCCAGGCGAUAUCCAUUGGAAAGAACUGUGACAAGUUUGGCAUCGUUGUUCACGAACUUGGACACGUAAUUGGCUUUUGGCACGAACACACACGACCUGACCGUGACGAUCAUGUUACCAUCAUUCGAGACAACAUCCAACCAGGUCAGGAGUAUAACUUCAUUAAGAUGGAACCAGGGGAUGUCAACUCUCUUGGUGAGCCGUAUGAUUUUGACAGCAUCAUGCAUUAUGCCAGAAACACCUUUUCCAGAGGAAUGUUUUUGGACACGAUUCUUCCCUCUCGCGAUGAGAAUGGUGUCAGGCCUGCUAUCGGUCAGAGAACUAGACUCAGCAAAGGAGAUAUAUCCCAAGCCAAGAAACUAUACAGAUGCCCAGCAUGUGGCGAAACACUACAGGAGUCUGUUGGUAAUUUCUCAUCUCCGGGAUAUCCUAAUGGAUAUCCAUCAUAUACACACUGUGUAUGGAGGAUCUCCGUCACACCUGGGGAGAAGAUAGUGUUAAACUUCACCACUAUGGACCUCUACAAGAGCAGCCUGUGCUGGUAUGACUACAUUGAGGUUCGUGACGGAUACUGGAGGAAAGCACCACUGCUGGGUCGUUUCUGUGGUGAUAAAAUUCCAGAAGCGUUGGUCUCUACAGACAGCCGGAUGUGGAUUGAGUUCCGCAGUAGCAGCAAUUGGGUUGGAAAGGGAUUCGCAGCAGUCUAUGAAGCAAUAUGUGGAGGGGACAUCAGUAAGGACUCUGGACAGAUUCAGUCUCCAAACUAUCCAGAUGACUACCGUCCAUCUAAGGAAUGUGUGUGGAGGAUCACAGUGUCCGAGGGCUACAGCGUGGGCUUGAGCUUUCAGGUCUUUGAGAUCGAGAGGCAUGACAGCUGUGCAUAUGACUAUCUAGAAGUUAGAGAUGGAUUGUCAGAGAACAGCCCUAUUAUCGGCCGAUUCUGUGGCUAUAAUAAACCUGAAGAUAUCCGUUCCACCUCCAACACUCUCUGGAUGAAAUUCAUCUCUGAUGGGACGGUUAAUAAAGCAGGUUUUGCUGCAAACUUCUUCAAAGAGGAAGACGAGUGUCUGAAGCCAGAUAAUGGGGGCUGUGAACAGAGAUGUGUUAACACAUUAGGAAGCUUCAAAUGUGCCUGUGAUCCUGGAUACGAACUGGCCCCUGACAAGAAGAGCUGUGAAGCUGCAUGUGGUGGCUUGCUGACCAAGUUGAAUGGCACAAUCACUACCCCAGGCUGGCCUAAGGAAUACCCUCCCAAUAAGAACUGUGUGUGGCAAGUGGUGGCUCCCACUCAGUACCGCAUAUCCAUGCAGUUUGAAACCUUCGAACUAGAGGGAAAUGAGGUUUGCAAGUAUGACCAUGUUGAGGUGCGAAGCGGCUUGUCAUCUGACUCUAAGCUUCAUGGGAAAUACUGCGGUGCGGAACUCCCUGAGGUCAUCACCUCCCAGUACAACAACAUGCGAAUUGAGUUCAAAUCCGACAACACAGUCUCCAAGAAAGGCUUCAAAGCUCAUUUCUUCUCCGAUAAGGAUGAAUGUUCAAAAGAUAACGGUGGAUGCCAGCAUGAGUGUAUCAACACUAUUGGCAGCUAUGUGUGCCAGUGCCGCAACGGCUUUAUUCUGCAUGAGAACAAACACGACUGCAAAGAAGCCGAGUGUGAGCACAAGAUCCACAGCACGAGUGGAACCAUUAGCAGUCCGAACUGGCCUGACAAAUACCCCAGCAGGAAGGAGUGCACGUGGGACAUCAGCGCCACCCCGGGCCACCGGGUCAAGAUUUCUUUUAAUGAGUUUGAGAUUGAGCAGCACCAGGAAUGUGCAUAUGAUCACCUGGAGGCUUUUGACGGUGACUCGGACAAGACGCCCAUCCUGAGCCGCCUGUGUGGUAGUAAGAUUCCAGAGGCGCUCAUUUCCACGAGCAACAGAAUGUACCUGCGCUUCAUCUCCGAUGCCUCAGUGCAACGGAAAGGCUUUCAGGCCACUCAUUCCACUGAAUGUGGCGGUAGGCUGAAAGCAGAAGCACGGCAGAAGAACCUGUAUUCUCAUACUCAGUUUGGGGAUAAUAACUAUCCAAGCCAUGCCGACUGUGAGUGGCUCAUAACGGCAGAGUCGGGUUACGGCAUCGAGCUCACCUUCACCACCUUUGAGGUAGAGGAGGAGGCCGACUGCGGGUACGACUACAUCGAACUUUACGAUGGCUACGACACCGGAGCGCACAAACUCGGACGCUUUUGUGGAUCUGGGCCUCAUGAGGAGCUUUACUCUGCUGGUGAGGCCGUGUUGAUCCAUUUCCACUCUGAUGACACAAUCAGUAAGAAAGGCUUCCAUGUCCGCUACACUAGCACAAAGUUCCAGAAAGCGCUACACACACACAAGUAACAUCUCCCUGACUGAGAGAGACUGAGCACAGGAGUGAAAUGUUACUACAAGGAGAAACAGACUCCUGCCUUGGUGUGUUUCCUGCAUUGGAUUUGACUCUAUGUUCAGCCACUAAGGAAGCGCUGUCAUUUUGAUCCUAAACACCAAUCAGCUGCUCUUAUGUGUGGGAUAGCUCCGCCCACUGGAGUGGUGUCCUGCGCUCUCUGACUGGACUGAUGAAGCAAAUCAACCCCUGGAAAAAACACACUCAGACAUAAAAACUUUUUGUUGGUUCUCCGUUCUUCAGAUAAGCCAGUUAUAUAUUGAGUUGCACACUGAAACUAAGACAAAGACAAUAAGACAACAAGGAACUGCUAUUGAAUUUGUGUGUGUGUGUGCAUGAUAUUCUGGACAGCAUGAGCAGUUUGGCUGCUUAUGGCACACCACACUGUACCUCAACUAAAAUGUGUGUGUGUGUGUGUGUGUGUGUGGUUGUGGAUGUGUGUGUUUGAGAGAGAGAGGCCUUCAAAUACCAGCCUGAACUCAUUCAAAUGUUUUUAAAUGUGGUUGUAAUUUUACAGUUAUUCUGGUAGCUUUAGGGCAAAACCCAUUUUUCCCUUUCUGUUGAAAGUGCAAAAGUAAAUAUGUAGCCGUAUUUAACAAUAAGCUUCCUUAUAUAUGUAGCCCAUUGUUUAUGUUUGCAGUGACGAACAUAACAAUUCUACGCCAAGCUGUUUUGAGGCUAUGGGUCUUAUUCAGAAAGCAUGCGUACACAUGAAUAAGUGUGUGAAAUCUGCAUACAAAUUAUGAUUCCCAAUAAUUUUCAUACUAAAACGUAUUCUAAAUUGACGAGAAACCACACUUACUGAAGGUAAAUCACAUGCUCUGGAUGGCCUUAUAAUCGUGUUAGGAUGAAUAGAUGUUUCAUCUUAAAUAUAUUUCAUCAUAUAUAGUGAAAAGCAGCAUUAUAGCUCAAGCUGCGAGGUUUCUCUGCAUAACAGUGCAAAUAUGCGUAUGUACAGCAUCUUUCGAGAUUGAGAUCUGUGGAAAUGAAAGGCUGUGUGGAACACCCUUAUGUGGAGAUGGAUUUGCCAUGUUUUAUGCAAACAACCUCAACACACUCGUUCAAUAAUAGUCAGUUAAGAACAAAUUAAUGUAUUUAUGCUCGUGAAUUAGGCGGAAACUUUUCCCCUGGAUGUACAAAUACAAAAUAAUCCCAGCAAUUGUGAGUGAAUGAGACCCAGUGUCUUGUGCUUCAUGCAUGAGCAGGCCCACAAGGAAUCUGCAUUGCAGCAUUCAUGCCUUUUGUGUUCACAUUUUGCAUAAUUUCAACCGUCAAUGAGAUAAUCAGACUCUAAUUCAAUUCUGCAGAUUUCCAUGCAUUAUUUAUUAUAAUGUGUAAAAAUUUGCAGAUUCUAUCUGGGCCUUCUGAUGAGUUGCAGAAACCUUGUGAAGUUGUUUGAGUUUAAAUUACAUUUGUGUGUGUGUAUGUGUGUGAGGGAGAAAACUGAUAGAAUAUUCUCUAAUUUGUCUGUAGAAGAAAUCUUUCUUACUCUUCCAGUAACGCCUCCUGAAGAAGUGAACAAUGAACAUGAUGUGAACAGGAAAUGAUGUCAUAAAGCCUUGCGUAAGAUGUCUGUUACAGCUGUGACAACUGACUACAACCAUCUUAACCCUGUGUGCUUUAUAUGCACUUAACACAGAAAGACUGUGGAACUGUGUGCUCAGCAAUCAUGCAAAUGAAAUAUCAAUGAAGCUGAAGGGAAUGUUCUCUGUUGCUAUUUUCCCAAUGACAGGUUUUCACUGCAAAGUCGCUGGUGAAGGGAUUUCCUACGGUGCUAUUCAAUGUCUCCGGAAAAAAAACGACAGGUCCCACAAGGCAAUGCUGCAGCCAUUCAGUGAAUGCAUUGGUGCAGUGGAGAGGCAACGUUGAAAUAAUGUUGCUCAUCAACACAGAUAGAACAUUAACAAAAUACUCACAGCAUUGACAGCACUGGUGUUGAGAAGGAACAAUUAUUGCCUUAGAACCAAAAUGUACAUUCUUGCACAUGAUGUUUCUGUAAAUAUAUUUUUUUUCAAAUUAUAAUAUUUUAUUUGCUAUUAAGUUUAAAGAACUUGAAACUUUAUGUUAAAAAAUAAAUUUAAAUGCACUGACCUGACCUGAAGCCGUCCCCUUCUGUCCAGUUACACAAACAAACGCACACUUGUCUGCAUAAAUGCUUACACAUGAUCAUGUGCACACACAAACACAAACUAAUGUUACAUUAAUUUGAAUGCUUUAAAGUCAGCAGUAACACUGUGGCAUAUGUGUGCAUCUUUUGGUCUGUGUGUUACACAGCACAUGUCAUGUGACUCUGUUCUGACUCGUGAAUAUUUCUGUAUGUGCCAAGCUCCUGUUGAUUCCACUCUAGGUGAGAACUAUGACAUAUAUGACAAUGUGAAUCAUGAUAUAUUUUAUCAUCAGCCUAAUGAUGACUCUUCACUCUCAAGUGAUUAAACUCAUGUCAGGUCAGUUAAA